AUGUCGGCCAGAAAGUCUCUUGAGUCUUCGCCGCCCACGCCAUAUCCUGACCAAAUCGCCACCCUCGAGCGUCGGAUCGCUGAACUUGAGCAAGACAAAGCGCAUCUUGUUAAAACAUUAUCCGAGUCUAACCAACGCGUCGCCGAAGCUGAGCAAAGCACUGCUGCUGCUGAAGCCGAGACUGCAGCGGCAAAGCAGCGCGCCCAAACACGCUACACAGAGAGGCUCCAUGCCAACAACGAGGCUAGGAAUGUUCAAAACACGAUGAAGGAGCUGGCUUUUAGAUUUGAUGAUUAUUCAAUCAAGACCAGUAGAUUGGUUGAUGCCCUCAGGGUCCGAAUCACGCAUCUGGAAACUGAAAUCUCGGCCAAAAAAGCUAAAAUCCAAGAGUUGGAAGGGGGACUUCAUGAAAUCCACACUGGCUUUACAGUUAAUCAGCCAGACGAGUUUGAUAUCGAAACACAACCUGGCAAGACUUUUCGUGACCUCAAGGACAAGAUCAUACGACUGGAACUAUCUCUUGCUAGGGCUGAACAGGACAAGGAACAAGCUGUGAAAGACAAAGAUGCGAUAGCAAAGUCACAAGCCAGGUUUCAAAUGGAUCAAGCCUAUUUCAGGAAGCGAGAGAUUGAGCUGAUUCAAACUAAUCAGAUAAAGCUCCAGGAUGCUCAAUUGCAUUGGCAAUCAAAAUUAGAGAUUAUGGCGAAAGAAUUGGAAGGAGUGAAGAGAGAGGCCGAGGAUGCUAAGCAGAAAUUGCAAAUGGUGACUCGUAUAAUGCAGAAUACCCCUCAGAAGCCUGGCGUACAGCAACAACAGCAGCAGCAACUUCAGACCUCCCACUCAGACAAGAAAAGAAGGUUAAGUCACAAUGGAAACAUCGAAACCACUACAUCCGCAUUUCAACGCGCACGUAACCAGUCUUUCCUUCUUAAUUCUAUUAGUACGGGCUCAAAUCCGCCUACAGGAUCGAGCGGAGGUGCACCGAGGACAGAAGCUCAGCCAACCCCAAGGCAGCCCUUGAACAUGGCACAAGGUAUUGGAUACAGGCAGUAUCCAUCGGCAAGUUUCACUAGUUCGUCUAGUCCAAGCUCACCCAUUCCAACCACUCAACGACAAUACUCUCCAGGUCAUGGCCCGUCUCCGAUUCAACAGCACGGUGUUAUGAUGCAACCCAGGCCUCCAAUGGGACGACAACAAUCCAUGGGCCAUCUGUCGCCCCAGCAGCAGCAGCCAGGUCUUUUGCAGAAUGCAGGAUUGGAUAAUACAGCAUCGCAGGCUCAAACUCACUCAAACUAUGGGAUUAACGUACAUUCGGCUGUCAACACGGGCGUCGUACAGCAGCCUCAUAAUGGCAUGAUACAGCAACCCCCACCUUCCUUCAUGCCUAGCCGUACGCACCAGUCCAACAGCUCAAACACGUCGUUCUUCCCGAACAUACAAGGUAGCACCGUUCCCUCCACCUUUAGUAGCAAUGUCUUUGCUGAAGAGUCAAGCAAUAUGGCGCUAAGCAACAUUGACUUCUUUCUGAAUAACGAUUCUGGGUUUGCCAACUAUCCCACGGGAGAAGUAUCCCAAGAUCCAUUGUACAGCAAUGGUUUCACAACAAGCAGGAAUUACAACGCUCCAAGCCAGGACAUGAUUCGUGCGAACUGCUUUUGGGAGAAGGAGAAGAAUGAAUGGGAGGAGAGCGAGCUUUGGCUCGAAUAUCAGGCGGAUGACAUGAACCAUGUGUGUCAGCGAUGCUUCGAAUGUGCCGCUGAGAUCUGGGAGGAAGGCUCCAAGUAUCUCAUUGUUCAUGAGCAUGGUAUUGGAUUCAAGGUAAUGGACGUCUUUUUGGCUUCUCCAAAGUGGGAAAAGGACUUUGAGAAUUUAUAA
Molecule: messenger RNA, 1875 nt
Organism: Bipolaris maydis ATCC 48331
Lineage: Eukaryota; Fungi; Ascomycota; Dothideomycetes; Pleosporales; Pleosporaceae
Source: RefSeq, a predicted model, not a curated record